ACACUACUACGUCAAAUGCCGCAACCAGGACGAGAAAUAUCAAGCAAUUUCAAACAUGUACGGUGUGAUUACCGUCGGACAAGCGAUCAUUUUCUGUCAUAUGAUGUAUAGGACAGUUGUAAACUCCAAGUAAACUUAUUUUCGGCAUUGUUAAUCGAUCGAAACAGGCACGCAAAACGGCCGGUUGGUUGACCGGCAGGAUGUCCCAGGAUGGUCAUUCGGUAGCGGUACUGUCCGGUGAUCUAACGGUGGAGCAACGGUUGGAACGAACGUUUUGUCCAGGGGUAUCGACGUCGAACAGGUUACCAUUGUCGUCAACUUCGACCUGCCGAUGGAUUAGCAGGGACGAGCCGAUUGCGAAACGUAUCUACAUCGAAUUAGACGCACCGGUAGAUUCAAACGGAAUCACCAUCAACCUAGUGGGUAGUGAUCGAAGCAUGAUGAUUUGCAGAUCAAUGGAAAAACACUUCCGGAAAAAGAUUCAGUUGCUAGACGCGGAGAACUCGGACGAAAUUUAAAAGAUCGCACCGUAAAAUGUUUUCGACCAGCUACUGGUGAAAGGCGUAGGAGCUUUUUUGGGUCA
This is a messenger RNA of Topomyia yanbarensis, 583 nucleotides long. RefSeq names its product DEAD-box helicase Dbp80-like. NCBI's taxonomy places the organism in Eukaryota, Metazoa, Arthropoda, Insecta, Diptera, Culicidae. The transcript is spliced from 3 exons. The record is from RefSeq and is a predicted model, not a curated record. The coding region runs from base 201 to 518 and encodes 105 amino acids.